Molecule: messenger RNA, 1342 nt
Organism: Anarrhichthys ocellatus (wolf-eel)
Lineage: Eukaryota; Metazoa; Chordata; Actinopteri; Perciformes; Anarhichadidae
Gene: maip1
Product: matrix AAA peptidase interacting protein 1
Exons: 5
Coding region: 8-751 (247 amino acids)
Biological process (GO): protein insertion into mitochondrial inner membrane from matrix
Cellular component (GO): mitochondrial inner membrane
Molecular function (GO): ribosome binding
Source: RefSeq, a predicted model, not a curated record
AAAAAAUAUGGCGCUGCCCAUGUUGAGAGGUUGUCACAGGUUUCCAUCAACAUUAAGCUUUACUCGUCUAUGUGUAAAUGAAAGUAUCAUCCUGAACCGGUCCGGUAAGCGGCGGCUACCUUCUCCAUCACCUGCUGCUGUGGUAGCAGCGGUCCGCCAGUACAGCUCCGACCGCGGCGGACAGAACCAGAACCAGAAGGUGGUGGUUGUCGGCAUCCCGAAUCCUUUUAUCUGGUUUCGCACCCGAAUAUACUGCUUUCUGAUCCGGGCUUACUUUGAUAAAGAGUUCAGCAUUGAAGAGUUCACGGAGGGAGCGAAGCAGGCCUUCUCCCAUGUCUCCAGACUGUUGUCACAGUGUCAGUAUAAAGCUUUGGAGGGGCUCGUGGCUAAAGACUUGAUUGCAAAGCUGGAGGAAAAGUGCAACGCGCUGCCAUCGAGCCACAAGAAAGCUCUGUCUGCAGACGCUGAUGAGAUCAUGUAUACGACACCUGGAGAUGUGGGGAUCCACUAUGAUGAUAAUGGGAGAAAGUUUGUCAGUAUUCUGAUGCGUUUCUGGUAUCUGACAAGUGCACAUCUUCCUAACGACACCAUGGAGGGAACCCGUGUCUUCCAGGUGGACAUCGGUGGAGAGGGAGAAGCAGAAACGAAGAGGCUCCUAACUGCAAACUAUGAAUUCCAAAGGGAGUUCACUAAGGGAGUGCCUCCAGACUGGACCAUUACGAGGAUAGAGCACUCCAAGCUUUUGGAUUAAGGUAGUUUUGAUUUGUGGCAGUUGUGCCACUGGAAACGAAUCAAAGACAUGAAAUCGCCCUCAGUAUUUGCUUUCAUUAAAUCGAGUAAAACAAAGCAGCUCAAGGUAAUCCACAGAGGGAAAACAUGUCUCAUCGCCUCACUGGGAGGUCAGAGGAAAGCACCAGCACAAACUUGGAUUCACUCACUAUUCACUGUAGAAAAGACACAUGAGCCGACUCAUCUAUAUCAUAGAGACUGCAGAGAUCUGUGUGCAGUUAACAGUGUUAUACCUCAAAACAGUGAUCAGAACUAGGCUACAGCAGGUUUGUGAUCUCUUGAACUUCUUAUUUGAACUAAAACUAUUGUGUUUAUAUGUAGGGCUGUGUGGUAUAACGGUGUUACAAUUCAAUCUGCCAGAUUUGUCUCCACACAAAAACAUGUCUUUCUUUUUUUUUUUAAUCUUUUUUUUUUUUUACCCCACACAACCUGUUGCAGUAACCCGACUCUGAAGUACAUGCUAUAUAUGUACCGUCUUUGCAAUGAUUAAGGCAGCUCGAUGCAGCUGCAGCAGACCCUUGAUUGUUUUAUUAAAGAUUUGAGAAAUGAAAAA